Messenger RNA from Nylanderia fulva, 820 nucleotides. Its product is annotated as thialysine N-epsilon-acetyltransferase-like. Lineage: Eukaryota; Metazoa; Arthropoda; Insecta; Hymenoptera; Formicidae. Gene Ontology annotation, molecular function: N-acetyltransferase activity. The record is from RefSeq and is a predicted model, not a curated record.
CGAUUGCGCGAGCCCUCUUGCGACAGAGAAGCACAGGAGUGCACUUUGACAGAAAGACGGAAAAUAUUGACGUGACCAAUCGUUAAUAACUCGAGCACCUUAUUUAUAAAAAAUAAAUGAUAAAAGAUAAGGACUUACACAUCAUAUAUAAUUACACUUGUACAAUGUAAAUUAUGUAUAGAUAUGUAAGUAACAACUCGUUAUAGCUGAAGACUCACGUGAUAAUAUAUGUAUAAAUUUGAUUAUAUAAUAUUUUAGAAGCCAGAGAAUCUAUCACAUUACUUAAUGAUGACUGAAAUAAUUAUACGGAGAGCUAGACGCGAAGAUUGCCAAACUAUCAGGACACUUAUACAGGAAUUAGCAGACUAUGAGAAGAUGCCUGAUGGACCAAAAAUUGAUUAUAAAACUUUAGAAAGAGAUGGCUUCGAUGGGCAACCAUUAUUUCUCUGCAAUGUGGCAACAUCCAAUGAGAAGGUUAUUGGUUAUACUAUCUUUUAUUAUAUUUAUUCUACAUGGCGUGGAAAAGCUAUGUAUCUGGAGGAUAUUUAUGUGACACCAGAGUUCCGAGGAAAACAUGUUGGCACCAAGCUUCUGAAAGCUGUCGCAAAAGAAGCAGUGGAGAAUAAUUGCAGCAAGUUGAAUUUUAUGGUUCUCAAGUGGAAUCCAGCACGAGAGUUUUACAAAAUACUUAGAGCUAAUGAUCUAACUUCUGAAGAACAGUGGCAUUUUUAUAAUUUCUCUGACACAGAUUUAAAAAGAUUAGCAUCUGAUUCUGAAUAGGAAUAAAAUCAAAAUAUUCUAAAAAUUAGUAUAUAAUUAA